Messenger RNA from Pneumocystis carinii B80, 586 nucleotides. RefSeq lists its product as hypothetical. Gene Ontology annotation, cellular component: endoplasmic reticulum; endoplasmic reticulum membrane. The record is from RefSeq and is a predicted model, not a curated record. The transcript is spliced from 3 exons. Bases 23 to 541 code for a protein of 172 amino acids. NCBI's taxonomy places the organism in Eukaryota, Fungi, Ascomycota, Pneumocystomycetes, Pneumocystales, Pneumocystaceae. Gene Ontology annotation, biological process: endoplasmic reticulum to Golgi vesicle-mediated transport; intracellular protein transport.
UUUUACACUUUUAGUGAUAGAAAUGGUUUUAUUUUGUUUUUUAAUUAUGCCAUUGCCUAAACGUUUAAAACGUCGUCUUUUUACCUUUAUUUCUACGUCAUGGUUUAUAGCAAAGAUUCGUUAUGUUUCAAAGAUUAUAUUUAUCUUUAUUUUGGUAUUAUUUUUUGACUCAGUCAAUCGAGUCUUUCGUACAGUGGAAGAUGCUAAAGUGGGUACGUCUGGGUCAUUACGGGAUGCGUAUCGAAGUGAUAUGCAGGCAAGGAAGUUUUAUUCUCAAAGGAAUAUGUAUCUUUGUGGAUUUACGCUUUUUCUUAGUCUGAUUAUUGAUCGAGUCUACGCUUUAACACUACAAGUACUUAAGUAUGAAGAAUUAGUUAAUAGGUUGAAGACGCAGUCGGAUGAACAUGUUAAAUCGAAGGCAUUGGUGGAAGAAAUUACAGAGUUGAAGAAAAGAAUUGUUGAAAAGGAUAAAGAAUUUCAUGAACUUUCAGAAAGAUAUAGUAGGGAUACGAAGACGAAUGAAUCCAAAAAAAAUAUGUGAAUAUAUCUGUAUUUUUUAUAGUAUUAUAUUAGAUUGAAACAAUAG